ACAAUAUUCAUUCCCACUUCCUCUCAUAUCCAUUAUCUUCACAUAUAUACAUACAUUGAGUACUAAGAAGAUGUCGGGUGUUUGGAUGUUCAAUAACGGCGUUUUCCGGCUGGUGGAGAACCCGGCGGCGGAGCAGAGCGGCGGAAAGCCAAGAAAGGCGCUGGUGUACUUGCCGACGGGGCAGGCAGUGGGGUCGUACCGGGCGCUGGAGGAGAUCUUGACGGCGUUAGGGUGGGAGAGGUAUUACCAUGGAGACCCAGACCUCUUCCAAUUCCACAGGGAAUCUUCCAUUGACCUUAUCUCCCUCCCCAGAGACUUCAAGAAGUUUAACUCCGUUUACAUGUACGACAUCGUCGUUAAAAACCCUAACAUCUUCCAUGUCCGUGACAUUUAAUUUCAGAUAUAUAUAUAUACAUAUAAGCUAAGCUAUAUAUAUACAUAUAUACAUACAUAAAUGAAUUUGUGUGCAUGUGUUUUGAGGUUUUGUUACGUUGGGGAAUGGAGUUUGGUUGUUUUUUGCUUAAGUUGGUAGUUUUUGGUAGGGUUUGAUUUGUGUGUAUGUAACGCAAUUCAUGUACAGUGUCCGGAGUCUUAUGUAAUAAACUUAUUGUUACAUUUGGCAA
Molecule: messenger RNA, 623 nt
Organism: Ipomoea nil (Japanese morning glory)
Lineage: Eukaryota; Viridiplantae; Streptophyta; Magnoliopsida; Solanales; Convolvulaceae
Product: flowering-promoting factor 1-like protein 2
Exons: 1
Coding region: 71-394 (107 amino acids)
Biological process (GO): regulation of flower development
Source: RefSeq, a predicted model, not a curated record